Onychostruthus taczanowskii (white-rumped snowfinch) is the source of this 1773-nucleotide messenger RNA. RefSeq names its product musashi RNA binding protein 2 (gene MSI2). The coding region runs from base 6 to 932 and encodes 308 amino acids. The record is from RefSeq and is a predicted model, not a curated record. Gene Ontology annotation, molecular function: RNA binding. The transcript is spliced from 13 exons. Gene Ontology annotation, cellular component: cytoplasm. NCBI's taxonomy places the organism in Eukaryota, Metazoa, Chordata, Aves, Passeriformes, Passeridae.
CGGCCAUGGAGGCGGACGGGAGCCAGGCUACCUCGGGGAGCCCCGGAGAGGCGCAGCACGACCCCGGCAAGAUGUUCAUCGGCGGCCUCAGCUGGCAAACCUCACCAGACAGCCUUAGAGACUAUUUUAGCAAAUUCGGAGAAAUUAGGGAGUGUAUGGUCAUGCGGGACCCCACCACCAAGCGCUCCAGAGGCUUCGGGUUCGUUACGUUCGCGGAUCCGGCGAGUGUAGACAAAGUCCUGGCUCAGCCGCACCACGAGCUGGACUCCAAGACGAUUGACCCUAAAGUCGCGUUUCCCCGACGAGCACAGCCCAAGAUGGUCACAAGAACAAAGAAAAUAUUUGUAGGUGGAUUAUCGGCUAAUACAGUAGUGGAAGACGUGAAGCAAUACUUUGAACAGUUUGGCAAGGUAGAGGAUGCCAUGCUAAUGUUUGACAAGACGACCAACAGGCAUAGAGGAUUUGGCUUCGUAACUUUUGAAAACGAAGACGUGGUGGAGAAAGUCUGUGAAAUUCAUUUCCACGAAAUCAAUAAUAAAAUGGUAGAAUGUAAGAAAGCACAACCUAAAGAAGUGAUGUUUCCACCAGGGACGAGAGGGAGGGCACGUGGAUUGCCGUACACCAUGGACGCCUUCAUGCUAGGGAUGGGAAUGUUGGGUUACCCGAAUUUUGUUGCAACAUAUGGCCGAGGAUAUCCUGGAUUUGCCCCAAGUUACAGUUAUCAGUUCCCAGGUUUUCCAGCAGCGGCUUAUGGACCAGUAGCAGCGGCAGCCGUGGCAGCAGCAAGAGGAUCAGGAAAACAGACCUCAUUGUUUCUGCCUCUUCCUCAUGUUUUGCCCUUCAGGUUUUGUUUUACGUGCAAACAGACCUGGUCUGUCCUACAACCAGCAGAAAGGGACGUGUCCCUGUCCCCGUGCUCAGUGCCACCGUAAAUUCACGUCCCGCGUCGCUGCUCGCGUGCCGGCGGGGUGAGCGCGGCCGUGCUGCUCGCCAUAAAUCACGUCCCCAGUCGACGUCCCAGUGAUGAGGUGAUAGCUGAGGUCCUUCCAGCAGACACAGGUCUGGCCACAUCCAUUCGCUCCGGGUGGGGCUGCGCUGCCCAAUCCCUCCACUGGUUUUGACAACCUCACCCAUUCUUGUAUUUUUUUAAUGAAUUGGGACCUGAGCCACGGAAAACGAGCAAAGUUAAAAGUCUGAAUGCUGCAAACUCCUCCUAGACAACUUCACUAUCAGUGUCACGUUUCUUUUGAAUCCACCUGACAUAUUUUACGUGUAAAACAUUUUUGUCGUGUAAAUGCUUUUUUUGAAAUACAGUCAUGGGGGGGGCACAUUUUUCUCUUGCAUUUGACAUGGGAGGGGUUCAUCCGGCAGGAGAGCGAGACGAGGAAAAUUUGGCAGGAGAGGGUUUUCGUUCCUUCCUCUUUGGUUCAUUGACAAGCCUGAGAUUUUUCCAGUUCCCAACCUGUUGCUACCAACUGUUCCUCCCUGAGGACUGGAGACAAAACCCGUCAGGCCACACUAAUCCAGCCCUGUCCCAGCUCCCUCGGGCAGGCUGUGCAGCGGGACAGCGCAGUGCCACGGCGCCAGGGGCUGCUCCCCACCCCAACCCCUGGCACAUCUGGAUUUUGGGCCCCAGUCCCGGCUUGCCAGUGCUGCCUUUGAGCCCUGCGCCCCAACAACCCCUUACUGGACUUUAUACUUGCCAGCUAUAACAAAUCUCGUAACGUGAGCUACUGACCUUGAUGGUGAGUGUGAGCAGUUAUGUUUUGUUGU